Molecule: messenger RNA, 1796 nt
Organism: Scleropages formosus (Asian bonytongue)
Lineage: Eukaryota; Metazoa; Chordata; Actinopteri; Osteoglossiformes; Osteoglossidae
Product: acyl-coenzyme A thioesterase 1-like
Exons: 3
Coding region: 41-1378 (445 amino acids)
Biological process (GO): fatty acid metabolic process; acyl-CoA metabolic process
Molecular function (GO): fatty acyl-CoA hydrolase activity
Source: RefSeq, a predicted model, not a curated record
UCGGGUGAAGAGCCGCCUCUGGUUUGCGAACGACCCUGAAAUGACGACUUUUCUGUGCGCGAGGGCCUGCGUUAUGAGAGAGUGCGCGCUGCGUCGGUCCUUGUCUCACGCGGCGAGCGCCAUGAAGCCCGGAGCUCGCGUGCGCGUUCUCCCCAGUCGCCGGUGUCUGUUCGACGAGCCCGUGCGCAUUAAAGUGGACGGGCUCGCGCCGCGCCAGCGCGUGCAGCUGCGUGCUCGCCUAGUGGACGACAGGGGGGUGGGCUUCACGUCGGCCGCCGCGUACGAGGCGGAUGGCGGUGGCGCUCUGGACCUGGGCACCGCGCGCUCCCUCGGCGGAAGCUACGUGGGGGUCGAACCCAUGGGUCUGUUCUGGUCCAUGAAGGCCGACACGCCCCACACGAAGCUGUGGAAGAAAGACGCCCAGCACCCUUGCGCCGUGGAUAUCGAGGUGUUCCCCGCGGCGGGUGGGGAGCGCGCGCUGGCCACGGAGACCAUCGAGCGGGCCUUCAUGGUGGAGGGCGCGCGCAGGCGCUCCGUAAAAGUUGGACGAAUCCGGGGAACCCUGUUCGUGCCUCCCGGUCGAGGUCCAUUCCCUGGUAUUUUGGACUUAUACACAUUAGGCGGUGGUCUGACGGAGUUUCGGGGAAGUCUCCUGGCCAACAAGGGUUUUGUGGUUUUGUGUCUGGCUUUCUACAGAUACGAUGACUUGCCUAAAGCUGUCGAAGAACUUGACCUGGAAUAUUUUGAAGAAGCGCUAACGUUCUUGCGGAGUCAACCUGAGGUCAAAGGUCCUGGACUGGGUGUUGUGUCAAUUUCCAAAAGUGGGGAUCUGGCCUUGUCUAUCGCGUCAUUCCUCCCUGGCAUCGCUGCCACCAUGUGUGUUAACGGCUGUAAUGCCAACACUGUACUUCCACUGCGCUGCAAAGAUGUGGUCAUCCCUCCUCUGAAGGCUGAUCCCAGCAAAGUAUUCGUCACAGAGUCUGGAAUCUUGACCAUCCGAGAUGCUGUCUCUGAUCCCAUGGCAGAGGGAAAUGAAGCUUCCCUCAUCCCAGUCGAACGGGCCACCUGCAGAUUUCUCCUCGCAGUCUCUGAGGACGACAGGAACUGGAACAGCUACCUGUAUGCAGAUCAGAUUGUCAAGCAGUUAAAAGAUCAUGGGAAGGAGACUUGUGAAGUGGUGAAGUACCCAAAGGCGGGGCACUUUCUGGAGGUUCCCUAUAUGCCCUAUUAUCCGUCCGGUUUGCAUGCUGCUGUAGGCCAAGUGGUGGCGUUUGGAGGUGAUCCAAAAGUCCACGCAGAAGCACACGUGGACCUGUGGAGGCGGAUGGAGGCAUUUUUCAAGAAAAACCUUAACCAUUAUGAAAAGUCACUUCUGUAAACAUACUGAUUCCGUGCUUUAUGUCACGUGUUCUUCAGGAAUUUAGCUGACUUUAAUUUUGAGUUUUUUUUUGGCUAGUGUUAUAUCACCUUAAAGUACCGUGUUCAAUUUCUAGGCUUCCAUCCUUAUUUGUUAUUGAUCUGAAAAAAUGUGUCAUUCUACUGCAAAGAUGAAGGUAUCGUAAAUCUCCCAUUCAGAUGAGUUUCUGGGUGCUGUCGAGUUGAGGGCGACUCUAUGGAUCGUUGUCCUGAAAAGCGUCCGGUCUUCCGCCAGUCAGCUAAGGUUCAGAUGAGACUCCUCUGUAAUUAUUGAUAUGCGUCGAUGCUGCAUGUCGCCGACUGGGAGGCUUAACCUCAUAGAGAUUCUGUACAUUUUACUGCCUCAUUUGGUUAAGAAUCCCCCCCCCCAAAUAAAUGAG